Aspergillus piperis CBS 112811 is the source of this 623-nucleotide messenger RNA. RefSeq lists its product as uncharacterized. NCBI's taxonomy places the organism in Eukaryota, Fungi, Ascomycota, Eurotiomycetes, Eurotiales, Aspergillaceae. The coding region runs from base 191 to 511 and encodes 106 amino acids. The transcript has a single exon. The record is from RefSeq and is a predicted model, not a curated record.
GGAGAUUUGAUUUCUUUCCUGUCCGGACCAAGGGAGGCUAAAGAGGGUGUGGGAAUGAUUUGAUAUGCGACGGCAGGAGCUAUGUCUUAAGUGUCACGGGAGGAGAGUGAAUUGCGACGACCCUGAAAAUCCCGGGGACAGGUUAGACACCCGAGCCAGAAGAUGAAGAAAGCAGGGAGUGGUGACGUUGAUGAUUGGACCAGGGGGAAGCCGUCCAGACCAGGGAGAUGAAGCACAUGCGAAAAUGACAGGAACAUUCUGGGCUCUUCGGGGGAAAAGGUGUGACUGGAGAGGGGCAUGUUCCAAGCGCGAAGGAGGGGUUCGGGCAGGUUCUUUGGGCUUGUCUUGGGCAGAGAGAUGCCAGUCCAGUCGCAUCAUGAGGGAUGCUAAAAAAGAAAACAAACGAGGGCAGGAGAGUAAGAGAGAAGGGGGGGAAAUUGGGGGGAACGGGGACCCGGAUCUAGGCCACCAGGAUUAUGGUCUCAGAUCACAAGCCCGAUGCAUGGCAUAGAUGAAGCCAAAGACGCAAGAAAACUUGCCUGGCAGCGCUGCUAUAGCCUUGCAGCUUAUAGUGGGCAGACCAAUGAGAUCAAUGACGUUGUGGUUCCCGUGGGAUCCGCAGU